This is a messenger RNA of Brassica rapa (field mustard), 6265 nucleotides long. Its product is annotated as LRR receptor-like serine/threonine-protein kinase IOS1. Gene Ontology annotation, molecular function: ATP binding; protein kinase activity; protein binding. Gene Ontology annotation, biological process: protein phosphorylation. NCBI's taxonomy places the organism in Eukaryota, Viridiplantae, Streptophyta, Magnoliopsida, Brassicales, Brassicaceae. The record is from RefSeq and is a predicted model, not a curated record.
CGUGUAUCAGAUGGAUUAGCACACCGAGUACAUUGUUUAUGAUCUGAGACAGAUUAGGAUGCGUUAUCUCGUCCAUAUCAGAACACAACCUGGAAACUAUAAAUAUCCUAUCAUCAUCUUCUUCUCUUUUUUUUUAAUCAUGUGAUUAUUCUUUUACAGGAAAGUCUACUAAGCAAAAAGAAAAAAAAAGAAACUCUACUAUUAAUUAAAGUCAAAUUGUUUUUUGGUGGUCAUCGUUUAUAGGACAGCCAUGAUUAUAGCUACGUAUUAAAAGUAUAAAUUAAUAAUGGAAUUUCCUUUUAUAUUAGUGAAUCGGUAUGGUUUAGUUGGAUAAAGCUAAUUUUUUUUUAUAAUGUCAGAAUCGAAGCAUGCCAAUGCGCAUCCUAUAACCCCCUCCCAGUGUUUAUUAUGUUUACGUAGUUAAUUAGCCUUUUUUCUUUUCUGACAUCAAACGACUGAUCUAAUACUCAAAUUUGAAGUGGUCUGGAGAAUCAGAUCGGAAUAGAACAACCAAUGUAAUACAUAUUCCUAUUGAAGGAUUUCACUAUCUUAGCUAAUGAAUCAAACAAUACAUUUUCAGAUCAAGAAAUAAAAACAAUAGAUAAUUAUGAGAAUAUGCUCUUCAGCUUCUGCAGCUCGUCCAAUUCAGUUGAGAAGUUAGGCCAUGUUCCUGGGUCUUGAAUCAUCGAGAUUAGAUCCUUACAAUCUGUGCCAAAAGCUUAACACGUCGAUAGCUGAAGCAUGUGCUACAUCGCACACGAGAGGGCCUCGAGCUUCGAGUGAAGUGGUGAGAUUCUUCAUCACUAGUUUCGUGCUCCCAAUAGCUGAGUUGUUUCUCCUUAGGUCUUCCAUGUUCAUCCAUAACCACUAUAGUGUGCAUCAUGUGUCCAUGAUCCAUCUAUCAUGCAUCUCUCAGAAUUUGUUAACUGCUCAAGGUUUUGUGCAACUACGUGUUCCUCUUGUUUGCUGUUUGUUUAGAACCAAACAUAACAUUCUGACUUAGCAUGUCAGACGGUUUCCAAAGGAUCUCUGAAUAUUCUUCUGAAUAGUUUAUUAUUUUUUGCUUUCCAAAUAAACCAUAUAAUCCAAGGAUAUGGAUCUUUAUCCACCUCAAGAUCUUCUAUAUCAUUCUUUCUCUAAAAAAGAUAGUCUAUAUUCAUGUAGUGGCUCGUGUUGGGGAAAAUUGAUGACGGAGUUGGGGUUGCUGCAUGUGCUCAUGUUUGUAGCGCUGGGGGACACUCGAAGAUGGCAUGGUUUAUAGUCUCAUCAUCUACUCCACAUCUAGGACAAUGGUUAUUGCUUCGCAUAUGACGAUGUGUUAGAUUACUUGUUACUUACUGUUAGUUAUCCAGAAAUUGUUUGCGAGAUAUAAUGUCUUAGUUUUGGUAGAACUUUUAUUUUUCAAGCAAAAGCUUAGAGUUUUGUAAUACUCGGUUCUCUCUGGGUUUCUACCAUCUCUUUGUUAAGAAUGUUCAAUAUCUUGAUUAACAGUGUACAUCCCAUUUGGAUAUAAUAUACAUUUGAAUAGUUAGUUUCAACUUUUUUACCAAUAAUAUACAAUCAAUAGGUCUAAAUCAUAAAUAUUAUUAUAUACAUGCGAACCCUGAGCUAAAACUUAUGAAGCACCAUAUUUACGUGCCAAACUUUAUACAUAAAUUUACAAAGAUAAAUUUUUUGUAGUGUUAUAGGUUUAAAUACAAUUAAAAAUUCAUGCUUCAUUCGGUCAAAUAUACUGGAUCGAAUUUGAUUAUUUAAAUAUAAAAAAUAGUUUUACCAUAUAUAUAUAAAUAAAUAUUACACACGAAAUUAUAUAGUAUUAUGAAAAAAAUAUUUAGAGGUCUAAGUUAUGAGUUAUGCACAGCAUAUUUAUUCCGGAAAAGGAAAAAGAAAAUGUCAACGGUCAAACCGUAAGAAGGUAAGGCCCCCCAUGUCCAUGUGCACUAAUCGUUUUGUGUUCGUUUUCAAAUCCUUGGAGAAGGAUCGACAUAUAUCAGCCGCCGAUCACGUCCAAAAAUAUAUUUUUGGCCACUUUGAUUUUGGUUUUGAUUCCCAUUUUCUCUUCUCUAAGAAAAUUGAUUAACUUAUAAUGCGUUGUAUUUUGGAUUUCCAUAACUAUCUUGGAGUUCAGUAUAAUAUAUCAAUUUAUUAAUUUUUAUUCAAAAUUGAAAGAUACGAAAAAUCUGAAAUUUCGAUGAUUUUCAAAUCCGACUUCUUAUAAAAUAUUUACUAGUUAUCCCUGAUUCUCUCAAUACAUAUUAUUUUAUUAGACAGUAGAAUGAUGUCUUUAAAAAACUUAUAAAUGUACAUAUCGCCCACUUGUCUAUAAUGUUCGCAAAUCUUGUAAUAAUACAGCCAAAUUGAUAUUGACCAGCUAUUUUAUUUUGAGUUUGUGUUCUUUUUAAAGUCGUGGUCGUCUCUCCAGACACAGUUUUACUGGUGCAUGUAUUAGCUAGCUCCUCACCAACCAAUCUCGUUCUGACUUUCAAAACUUAAUGUUUGCUUUCAAUUUUAGUUUUCAGAAAGAAUUACAAAAUUUAACAUGAGAAGAUAGUAAAAUUUCAUUAAAUAAAACUAUUAGUUAAUUUAAUUACAAUUUAUGUUCUCUGAAUUAAAUAUGGUUAGUCAUUGAAAAAGAAAAUAAAGAUACUAUUAUUUUGUCAACAUCCGCAAAUUUUAUUUAGAUAAGUUGGAGCUUCAUCACAAAAAGACAACCAAUCAUAUCUUAUAUAAUUUCUGAUAUUUAUUUUAGAGAUAAGUUUUGAGAGAUUGUUUUCUUUUAUAUAAUUUUAUGUAUAUUUCAUUUUCUGGUGUUCAUAUUUCAACGAUUUUUUAUUUUAUGUUUUUGCUUUACAAAAAUAUAUAUAAUGUUUAAAAAUUCUCUGGAGACAAGCUCUAAAAACUGCAACAUAUUCUCCAUAUUAUUUAUAUACUGUAAAGAUUUUCUCUAAAGAUAAUCUCUGAGAAACUCUCACCUAUUUAACUACAUAAAAAUCAAAUCUAUAUGCAUAAAACCAAAAGAAAUUAAUAUUCACGUAGUUGGAAGCAAUAUAAAUCGGAACUGAUGGUGAGAUUAACAAAUUAGCAAAAACUUCCUUCAUAUGUAAUUAUCAUUUUUUUUUUCAAAAAAAAAAACAAUGUAAUUAUCAGCAUAUACGACUUUUUCAUACGUCAACGAAUUAACGUAAAAAAAUUGCAAUUGGUUACCUCUACCAAAAGGUUUGACUUUGAGUUCCCAAUAAUAGUAACCAGUACCAAGUAUCAACGCGGUUUAGACAAGAAAACAAUUCCCAGUUUCAUUUCUUUAGUUGCACCCCAUAUAUGUUCAUUUGAUUCCUAAUUUUAUAAUCUGCAUAAUCAAAAGACGAGAGAAACCUAAAGUGACGAAUGCUAAUGGCGUUUUCUGCUUGUCUUCUCUUAGUUUUUCUCGAAAUCUUCUCCGUUUUUUUCCUUAGUCUUGCCCAAGAUCAGUCAGGGUUCAUCAGUCUGGACUGUGGUUCGCCGAGGGGAACGACUUUUCGUGAGGGAACAACAAACCUUACUUACAUCUCGGAUGCGAGUUUCAUCAGUACCGGUGUUGGUAGAAGCAUCAAACAAGCAUACCGGACCCAGUUUCAGCAACAAGCCUGGAACCUAAGGAGUUUUCCACAAGGCAUAAGAAACUGCUAUACCCUAAACCUAACCAUAGGCGAUGAGUAUCUGAUCAGAACAAACUUCUUACACGGCGGUUAUGACGAUAAUCCCACCACGCAAUUCGAGCUCCACCUCGGGCCUAACCUAUGGACUACAGUUUCAACCACAAACGAGACCCAAGCAUCAAUCUUUGAGAUGAUUCAUGUCUUGAAGGCCGACCGUUUACAAAUCUGUUUGGUCAAAACAGGAGACUCAACGCCUUUUAUCUCCGCUUUAGAGCUUCGUAAACUCAAGAACACUACUUACUUGUCUCGACAAGGAUCUUUGCAGCUCUUCAUCAGAGCAGACGUUGGUGCAACUCUUAACCAAGGCUACAGGUACGGAAUCGAUGUGUUUGAUCGUGUCUGGACACCGUAUAACUUUGGAAACUGGUCACAGAUUAGUACCAACCAGACAGUGAAUGUCAACAAUGACUACCAGCCACCAGAGAUUGCUAUGGUCACAGCCUCAGUUCCAACAGACCCGGACGCACCUAUGAACAUUUCCCUAGUUGGCGUGGACAGCACCGUGCAAUUCUACGUUUUUAUGCAUUUUGCCGAGAUUCAAGAGCUAAAGUCCAAUGAAACAAGAGAGUUCAACAUCAUGUACAAUGACAAGCAUAUCUACGGACCCUUCAGACCGCUUAACUUCACAACUUCUUCCGUAUUUACCUCUAACGAAGUUGGUGCCGAUGCGAAUGGAAAGUACACGUUUUCGCUUCAAAGGACAGGAAACGCGACGUUGCCUCCUCUACUCAAUGGCAUGGAGGUUUAUUUGGUUAACUUGCUUCCGGAGCAAGAAACCGAUGGAAAAGAAGUUGAUGCAAUGAUGAACAUCAAGUCGGGUUACGGUGUGAACAAGAUUGACUGGGAAGGAGAUACUUGCGCGCCACGGGCUUAUAGGUGGUCUGGUGUUAAUUGCAGUUAUAUAGACAAUGAGCAGCCUAAGAUCAUUUCUUUGAACUUGUCUGCAAGUGGCUUGACUGGAGAGAUAUUGGAGUCCAUAUCAGACCUUACCAAUUUAGAAGUUCUUGACUUGUCUAACAAUACUUUGACUGGUUCGGUUCCAGAGUUUCUAGUGAACAUGGAAACCUUAAAAGUCAUAAACCUAUCAAACAAUGAGCUAAAUGGUUCAAUCCCUGCAACUCUCCUUGAUAAAGCACGAAGAGGAAGGAUUUCACUAAGUCUCGAAGGAAACACCGGGCUCUGUUCGAUCAUUUCAUGCUCCACCACCAAGAAGAAGAAGAAAAACACGGUUAUUGCACCUGUUGCAGCCUCACUUGUUUCAGUCUUCCUCAUUGCAGCUGGAAUCGUUACUUUCCUUGUCCUCAAGAGGAAGAAGAGAGUCAAGCUUGGUCUUAACCCCAAUUCAGGCACCGGUACAACACCGUUACAUUCGAGGUCUCAUGGCUAUGAAUCUCCAGUGAUAGCCAAGAACCGCAAAUUGACUUACAUUGAUGUUGUUAAGAUUACCAACAACUUUGAGAGGGUUCUUGGUAGGGGAGGUUUUGGUGUGGUUUAUUACGGAGUAUUGGAUAACCAACCUGUUGCUGUUAAGAUGCUCACUGAGUCUACUGCACUUGGUUACAAACAGUUUAAAGCAGAGGUUGAGUUGCUUCUUAGAGUUCAUCACAAAGAUCUCACAUGUCUUGUUGGAUAUUGCGAAGAAGGCGAUAAAUUGUCUCUCAUCUAUGAGUUCAUGGCGAAUGGGGACUUGAAAGAGCAUUUAUCAGGGAAGCGUGGACCGUCGAUACUAACUUGGGAAGGAAGGCUUCGUAUAGCAGCCGAGUCAGCUCAAGGAUUGGAGUAUUUACACAAUGGAUGCAAACCACAAAUAGUUCACCGUGACAUUAAGACAACUAACAUCUUAUUAAACGAGAAGCUCCAAGCUAAGCUAGCUGAUUUCGGGCUUUCGCGGUCUUUCCCACUUGGAACUGAGACUCAUGUCUCCACCGUAGUUGCAGGAACUCCUGGAUACCUUGAUCCUGAGUACUACAGAACAAACUGGUUGACAGAGAAAAGCGAUGUGUUCAGCUUCGGUGUUGUUCUACUUGAGCUAGUAACAAACCGACCGGUGAUAGACCAGAAAAGGGAAAGGUCACACAUAGGUGAAUGGGUUGGUUUGAUGCUAUCAAGAGGAGACAUUAAUAGCAUUGUGGAUCCUAAGCUUCAAGGAGACUUUGAUCCGAACACGGUAUGGAAAGUUGUUGAGACCGCUAUGACUUGUCUGAAUCCGUCUUCUUCAAGGAGACCGACGAUGACUCAAGUAGUAAUGGAACUGAAAGAGUGUCUGAACAUGGAGAUGGCAAGAAACAUGGGUAGUCGUAUGACGGAUUCGACUAACGAUUCUUCUAUCGAGCUGUCCAUGAAUAUCACAACAGAGCUUAAUCCUGGAGCUAGAUAACUCAAGUCUGUAUAAACAAAUCUAUUUGAGGCUGCAAGUUUCUUUGUACACACGUUUCUUUUGCUUUGUUUGUGAUGAACAGUGUCAGCCUUAGUCGUACUCUGUUGCGCUUAAUUGUUUAUUUAAAUAUCAUCGUUUAAAGAAAAAAAAAUGUCAUCGUCUUUAUAUAAAUGAAGAAAGUAAUUGUGAAUUA